AAAUUAUUCUAUCGGGCGCUUAUUUCGUGUAGCGGUACGGACCGUUGCGACGUCGAACAUCUAUCUCUUCAUUUCAAGUCCAUCAUGGACGCUGAAAGUCGAUUUCGAAACCCUUCUACCCUUUUUUCCCAAUCUGACCCUAUCAGGCGAUACAUUAUAGCUUCGUACUGGGUCCUUGUUGCUCUGGCACUACCCUUAUGGUGGACAACAACUAGUAUCGAACGACUUCCUCUGCCAACGUCCGAAGUUCUUGCGCAAGCCCAGAAGAAACUGGAAAUUCCACUGGAAAUAUGCCUAGAUUCUGCUUUCUCGAACCAAGUCUCCUCUAUACAAGACUCAUUGCACCACGCAUCACCAUAUCUUGACGUUCAGAUGAACAAUGGUCAAGACUGCAGUCAGUUCUGUGGUUACGCUAUUCUUCCCGGAGAGCGACCAUCUGUUGAGGAUCGAAGAUUGUAUUAUCCACCUCACGCUGAAAACCUGGCUGCUACCCUUACUUCGCUAUUUGCUCCCAAAAUUGACCAUCGUGCGGCUCAAUAUUCACCUCGGUAUCGUCUAUCUUUCACGCUUUUGAAUGAAGAUGGCUCUGCAGGUCAAGUGAUCACGAGCUGGGAUAUCCAACAGGCUUUUGCUCAACACAUUUACCCAAUUACAUCUGCUCUAGGCAUUCUGCACAAUUUCACUGUCGAGUCUCAAGUUCAAUUUCAUGCCCCCCUCGCUUUUGAGCCCCGGUCCAUUUCUAAUGGGACUGCUUUUGUACUUACCCCCGAAGAUCUAACGGUUUUCAUAAAUUCUGCUGAAUGGACGCUAUCAUCUAGUUCAUCUAAUGAUCCGGUCCUUCACUUCGUGCUUUUCGUGCCAUCUCCCGCGCGUCGACCUCUCAUAAUACUAAAUCCAGAUGGAACCCCAUCUAGUUCUAGUGCAUUCCUCAUCCCUCAAUGGGGUGGCAUCGUCAUUCUCAACCUUCCUACGCCACCACCCACCACACUAGAGCUCACCUUUCGGGACCUACGAACUCCGUUCUCGUCAUUCUCCCGCCAAUUACUAACUCUCCUUGGGUUCCCGCGUUUACCUUCAUCCCUAUCGUCUUCCCUAUCUUCCUCGAAAACUGUGUCCUCGUGGCAAAUUGACACUCUUCUCCGCCAGCGCACGCACGAGAACGUCAUGCGGAGCCACGACACUCUCCGUAGCACCGUCACUCUCGUAUCUCAAAUCGAUGGUAUGCCCGUCGACGAACAAGUCCAAUCUCAAGUUCAAGGUUCUCUUAAAGCACUCCACGAGCUUUUCGCUCAUGCACAAAACAACCUUACCCUUAAUGAAAUGUUGGUACACUCGGCUCGCGCGUUGACACUUUCGAGCAAGGCGUUCUUCCACCCCGGGAUGCUGGCAAUGUUGUAUUUCCCAGCGGAACACAAGUAUGCGGUGUAUACACCGUUGUUUGCUAGUGCUAUGAUUCCGUUGUUGGCUGCGGGGCUGAGAGAGAUUGCAGCGUGGAGGAAGGAAAGGAGGGAAGCUGCUCGUGCGGCUAAGAAAGACAAUGUCGCUGAUGCAAACUCGAAUGCCGCGGGUACGACCGCCUCUGCUAUUGUCGUACAUUGAUUGGGGCAGCGACGAACGACCUAUCAGUAUGAAAUCGUUGGGAAUGACAACACUCUUCAAAUUGCAGAGAUCAUCUCGAGAUUUACUUCCACCAUCAUAAUGAGGCGACAAAUUUAGGUGUCGAAAGUAUCCACGGUCGCGACCUGAAGGAGUUUGAGUUCAAUUAAGUAUUUACAGUGCUGUACCUU
Lentinula edodes (shiitake mushroom) is the source of this 1787-nucleotide messenger RNA. Its product is annotated as phosphatidylinositol-glycan biosynthesis class S protein-domain-containing protein. Gene Ontology annotation, biological process: attachment of GPI anchor to protein. The transcript has 4 exons. Lineage: Eukaryota; Fungi; Basidiomycota; Agaricomycetes; Agaricales; Omphalotaceae. Gene Ontology annotation, cellular component: GPI-anchor transamidase complex. Bases 85 to 1599 code for a protein of 504 amino acids. The record is from RefSeq and is a predicted model, not a curated record.